UUUCCGGUCUGUCAGCAGUGUGUGUGUGUGUGAGAGAGAGAGAGACAGAGAGAGAGAGAUUUAACUUUAGUAAACAGUCUAAAUUUCAGUAGUUUAAGGAUUUUAAUUCAACUUUAUUGAGACUCUUAAACACGACAGGCUGCGGGAUGAACGCGCUGCUGCUGCGGAGAGCGGGAGCGCGCAGAGGUUUCCACGUGUCGGCACUGGCGGCGACCUUUGACCUGAGGAAAGUUGAUCUGACGCCUCUGGAGCAAAGAAAGCUGACGUUCGACUCCCACAGCAUGGUGACGGAGCUGCAGGGCAGCGGCUUCGAGAAGCAGCAGGCAGAGCUCGUCGUGUCGGCGCUGGUCACUCUGAGCACGGCCAACAUGGAGCAGGUGUACAGAGACAUGGUGACCCGGGCACACCAGGAGAUCGCGCUGCAGCAGAUCAUGGCUCACCUGGACUCCAUCAGGAAGGACAUGGUGAUCCUGGAGAAGAGCGACUUCGCCAACCUGCGCUCUGAAAACACGAAAAUGAAGCGCGAGUUGGAGCAACUUCACAACCGAGUGAAGGAGGAGAGUCAGAAGGUUCGAGCAGAAACUAAACUGGACAUCAACCUGCAGAGCAGCCGCAUCUCCGACCUGUUUGCUGAGCAGGAGAAGAAGCUGAUGGAGGCCAGCACUGACUUCCACCACAAGAAAGCCGACCUGGAAAACGACAACAUGGAGAUCAACAGGAAGAUCGUCCUGCAGGUGGCGUCGCUCAAAACCCUGCUGGAGUCUCUGAAGCUGGAGACCAUCCGCUACCUGGCAGCGACGGUGUUCUCCUGCCUGGCCAUCGCUCUGGGAGUCUACCGGCUGUGGAGGUGAAGAAGAAGAAGAAGAAGGAGGAGAGGGAGGAGAAGAAGAAGAAGCAGAAGAAGAAGAAGGAGAAGAAGAAGAAGCAGAAGAAGGAGGAGAAGAAGAAGCAGAAGAAGCAGAAGAAGAAGAAGAAGCAGAAGAAAUUUUGUAGUAAAUAUAAGUUCAGUUUUAAUACAGAAGUAUUCUAAGAAACGUUUAUAUUUGAUGCUUUAUGUUGAAUCUGGUUUAUUGAUGGUGAUUAAGUCAAAUGUAAAAAGUUGUUUAAUUUUUUAUUUCACAUUAAGAUAAAAGUCACGUUUGUUUCUCAUCGUCACAAUAAAGACUUUAAAUCAGAUGUGGUUUUAAUUUAUAAAAUACUGAACGUGGAAAACAGAAAGAUUAAGUGAAAAUAAAACUGAUAUUUUAAAUGA
This is a messenger RNA of Cottoperca gobio, 1252 nucleotides long. RefSeq names its product coiled-coil domain containing 90B (gene ccdc90b). The transcript has 9 exons. Bases 147 to 851 code for a protein of 234 amino acids. The record is from RefSeq and is a predicted model, not a curated record. Lineage: Eukaryota; Metazoa; Chordata; Actinopteri; Perciformes; Bovichtidae. Gene Ontology annotation, cellular component: mitochondrion.